Oryctolagus cuniculus (rabbit) is the source of this 1621-nucleotide messenger RNA. The record is from RefSeq and is a predicted model, not a curated record. NCBI's taxonomy places the organism in Eukaryota, Metazoa, Chordata, Mammalia, Lagomorpha, Leporidae.
GAGAGCCAAGGACACAUGGCACCCAUCACAAGUCAAGACUCCAGGCCCCAGGAGGCCACCAACCCCCGCCCUCUGGGGCCGGGCUCCAAGGAAGAGCAGGCGGAGUUCCCAAGCCCCACCCCUGCCCCCUCCCGCCCUAAAUUCAGGCGCUGGGGCUGUGGGGCGCUCACACCGCCUUCCCUCUGCACUGGGACCUGCAGCCCCCGGAGCCUCAGGAUGGUGCGUGCUAAGAACUGGACCCUGAAGAAGCACUUCCAUGGCCACCCCACGGAUAGCGACUUUGAGCUGAAGACAGUGGAGCUCCCACCCUUAAACAAUGGAGAGGUCCUGCUGGAAGCUCUGUUCCUCUCCGUGGAUCCUUACAUGAGGUUGGGAUCCAAAAGACUGAAGGAGGGAGACACAAUGAUGGGGCAGCAAGUGGCCAGAGUUGUGGAAAGUAAAAACCCAGCAUGGCCGGUCGGGACCCUCGUCCUGGCUCAUUCAGGCUGGGCAUCGCACUCCAUUUCCAACGGACAACAACUGGAGAAGCUGCUUACAGAGUGGCCAGACACCUUGCCACUGUCCUUGGCCCUGGGGACAGUCGGCAUGCCAGGCAUAACUGCCUACUUUGGUCUCCUUGAAAUCUGCGGUGCAAAGAGUGGAGACACAGUGCUGGUGAAUGCAGCAGCCGGAGCCGUGGGCGCAGUCGUGGGGCAGAUCGCUAAGAUCAAGGGCUGCAGAGUCGUGGGAGCAGCAGGGUCUGAGGAAAAGGUCGACUACCUUAAGAAGAUCGGAUUUGAUUUUGCCUUUAACUACAAGACGGUGAAGUCCCUGGAAGAAACUUUGAAAAAAGCCGCUCCUGAUGGUUACGAUUGUUAUUUUGAUAAUGUAGGUGGAGAGUUCUCCAAUACUGUUAUCCGCCAGAUGAAGAAAUUUGGGAGAGUUGCAAUAUGUGGGGCCAUUUCUAUGUAUAACAGUACCGGCCAGCUUCCACCAGGCCCAUCCCCGGAGAGCGUGAUCUACCAGGAAAUCCGCAUGGAAGGGUUCAUCUUCAACCGCUGGAAGGGAGAAGUGCGCCAGAAGGCGCUGAAGGAGCUGCUGACGUGGGUUCUAGAGGGGAAAAUCCAGUAUCGUGAAUUCGUCAUUGAAGGCUUUGAAAACAUGCCUGCUGCGUUUAUGAGAAUGCUGAAAGGAGAGAAUGUGGGGAAAGCCGUAGUGAAAGUCUAAAGAGUGGCACCUGCAAGCAGGAGAUCAUCCUCAUGACUUGAUUUUUCCCAUCACUUAGUAAAAGUAGACCCUGCCUCAAUCAUCUAGGAAACAGCACCUGCAAGGAGUUAGAUGUCAUAAAAUCCAUUGAAAUGCAUGCGGGGGGGGGGGGGGUUGGUCUACAAGUUGAGAUGCCUGGGCUUCUGCUCCUGACUCCACCUUCCUGCUAAUGUGCAUCUGGGGAGGCAGCAGGUGAUGGCUCAAGUAAUUGAGUUCCUGCCACCCACAUGGGAGGCCUUGUGUUUGUGCUUGGCUCCUAGCUUUGGCCAGGCCCAGCCCAACCUGGGCCACUGCAUGCAUUUGAAAAGUGAACCAGCAGGUGGGAAUUCUCUCUCCCCUCUUUCUCUGCCUCUCAAAUAAAAUUUCUAUAAGCAAA